This is a messenger RNA of Dentiscutata erythropus, 590 nucleotides long. Lineage: Eukaryota; Fungi; Glomeromycota; Glomeromycetes; Diversisporales; Gigasporaceae. The record is from the annotation of a GenBank genome assembly.
AUAUAAAUAAUGCUGGUUUAUAUGUAGUUUCUGGAGUCGAGGAGGCGUGUAUCGUUGAGCACCAAACCUAUCAAUUCAAUAUGUUUGAAAAUACGAGCGAUGCUGAUAGUGAAGGAAAAAAACUUGAAAUAAAAAUAGAUAAUACCAAAGGCAAAAGUUUCGUGAAAAUACAAGAGUUACCACCUCAAAACAAGAUAGUAUAUUUAGCAGACGCGUUAAUCAAUCUAUUUUGCCAAAAUGAUGUAAAUGAUGUGAUAAUAGUUUCAUCGAUAAACUUUUCGGUAAAUGACGAAAGUGUGUAUCUGGGUUGUUUACCAGAUAAUGAAGAGGCAAAAAAUUAUGUUGAAGAAAUUCGUACAAGAUGCUUGGUAUUCCCCGGAAAGAAAAUUGGUGUAAGGGAAAGAAAUUCGAAUAGCAGUCAUGUUUAUGAGGUUGGAAUUUUAAGAUUAUUGGUUGAGGGUUUAAAAGAAAUUGUACCUGAUGUAAAAAUUUCCAUGGAUAAAGUAUUGGACGCCAAAGUUAAGAAAGAGUCAUGUGACGAUGUAUAUAAUAUCGAACAAGACAUGUUAGAAAAUAUGAUAUAUAUGUAG